UGCAGCACAAUGAAAGCAGACAUUACGCAAGCGGGAGGACGGAGCGGGGCUACCUUUGUUUUUGACACGUGGUGUACACGUCAUCACUCCGCGCCCGCCUGCGACUCCGCGGCAUGUAAACACAGAUGAGCGGCAUGGAUAAAACUGCUCUAGACCUCGUUAAGGUCCAUGGAGGUGGAGGUUACGACUCAGAUUUCAGUGAUGAUGAUGACGGUGGUGGAGGGCAGUCCAAAUAUGGCGAUAAUAGGGCAGGUACAGACGAGCUGUUACAGAAGCCGUUCCAGAAAGGAAAACACACCAAGGUGGCCCAUAAAAAUGUUGCUGCCCAUGAAUGGGACAGAGAGGAAGCCAGAAACCGACGGCAACAUCUGAUAUCGAUGAACGCUUUUGAACGCCACAAGAAAUUUGUCAGCGACUACAUUCUGUUCUACGGAGGAAAGAUCGAGGAGUUCAGACGAUCCACGUCUAAAGACAAGACAGACCUGGAUGUGGUGAGAGAAAACCACCGUUUCCUGUGGAGAGAGGAGGAUGAGGACGACAUGACAUGGGAGAAAGAGCUUGCAAAGAAAUACUACGAUAAGCUCUUCAAGGAGUACUGUAUUGCUGACCUCAGCAGAUACAAAGAAAAUAAGUUUGGAUUUAGGUGGCGGAUUGAAAAUGAAGUAAUAUCUGGAAAAGGCCAGUUCGUUUGCGGAAACAAGCGCUGCGAGAGUAAGGAGGGUCUCAAGAGCUGGGAGGUGAACUUCGCCUAUGUGGAGCAGGGGGAGAAGAGGAACGCUCUGGUGAAGCUGCGUCUGUGUCCUGAGUGUUCUUUCAAACUCAACUAUCAUCACAAGAGAAAGGAAGUAACGGUGAAGAAGAGACGGCGAUCAAAAGAGAACGUGGUAAAGUCACUUGCAAAAACAUCCAAAUCGUCCAGUAAGCUCAAGCGCAAAGACAAACGCAAGCACAAAAAGAGGCGCAAAGAAUACUCAUCUUCAAGUUCAGAGGAGUCCCAGUGUUCAGAUAAAGAUGCAGAGAGUGGAGAUGAAGAGGAAGAGGGUCCUUCAGAAUCGGACCACUGGAGAGGUCCAGCACCCACUGUAGAGGAGAAGUCGCGGGAGGAAGAGUUUGAUGAGUAUUUUGAAGACAUGUUUCUCUGAGCCGAGGAGAUGAAAAUUCAGAAGAAUCUCAUGCCUAAUUUUUUUCUUUUUAUAUAUUUUUUUUUGAGAUGUUGAUUACAAUUUGGUGAUUGUUAAUAAUAUUUUGAUAAUGAUCUCUACCGGGCAUCAUUCAAGCAAAAAAAUGCAUGUGAAGAAUUUUAUACAUGUGUUCAUUUGUUUAUAGGCCUUAUUCAUAAAACAUUUGAAUAUUUUGUGUGACUGAGUCUGUGUGUGUGUGUGUGUGUGUCUGUAAGGCACUUGCAAAAUCAUUUUAUAUGAAUAUAUGCAACAACUGCUAUAAUAGUUUUAAGACUAAUUUGUGGAAAUAUUUGUUCAUCUUAGAUUUUAAAUGUUUAUCAGUAUAAGUGUUUGUUUACUUUUAACGUGAAGAGAUAUUUGGCUUCCUGUAAGUACUGCAAUAUUUUAGGAACUCAUAAUUACUUAACAAGCUCCUGAGUUUACAGUCAAACCAAAUAAAUGCUUGUAUAAUCUGACCCAAUAAAUGUUGACGGAUUGACAGACAGCACGUCUGUCAACGUCCGUUUCUCACAUUUGCUCUGAUAUCACCAAUGCA
Puntigrus tetrazona (Sumatra barb) is the source of this 1716-nucleotide messenger RNA. It is a transcript of the gene fra10ac1, whose product is annotated as FRA10A associated CGG repeat 1. Gene Ontology annotation, molecular function: phosphatase activity. Gene Ontology annotation, biological process: dephosphorylation. The record is from RefSeq and is a predicted model, not a curated record. NCBI's taxonomy places the organism in Eukaryota, Metazoa, Chordata, Actinopteri, Cypriniformes, Cyprinidae. The transcript has 14 exons. The coding region runs from base 126 to 1142 and encodes 338 amino acids.